UUAUAGACAAUGAUAAAAGGUUUCAUCUUUCCCGAAUCAACGACGGUCAAUGGCGAAGAAAUUUGUCAAAAAAUGAUCAGGCGCGUACAAAGAAAUGGAUUCUAUCAAUAUAACAUAAUUUCCGUCCUUAUGCUACCAUUUGAGGAUUAUUGUCAAAAAACACUACCAUUUGAGGGUAAUUUUAUAACAUUUUAGCUUUAGCCCGCAUUGACUCUGACUGGACCCCCUGUUAGGCCAUAAAAGAAGUAACCCCCGGGCUGUGUUCAUGGCCAACGAGGCCAUCCGCCUACCUCGCUGUUCUUGGCGGCGUUGAUGUGAUGACAAAAUGAUUGACAGGACAUGAUCACGUGGGACUGAAUUGCGUGAUUCAAGUUGAAGAGAAAGAACACGGAAAUAUGAGUAAUAUUGAAGAAAGACAGAUCGCGUCAAGGCAACUUUGAAUUGCGAGAGCUGCAUGGCCUAAUUGAUUGCAGUAGCUGCGUGGUACUUUCAUAAAAUACAGUGAAGAUUCGACGUUGAGCAACGAUUUGAAGGAAAAUGCUUGAACUCAGAUAUUUGGUUCUACUUUCGAUACUCAUACAAAACUACGAAAGCUUGAUUGAUAAAGGUGGGAUGUUACAUGAAAAAAACACAGUCGAACUCGGAGGGUACUUUGGGGUGCAUCUUCGCGGCACGACGAGUGAAUGUGGCAUCAUUGAUGACGAAUCUGGGGUUUAUCUGGUAGAGGCGAUGAAAUACGCAAUUUCCAAGUUAAAUGAGAACAAGAAGGAUUAUCCAAUACUGGCGGGCAAACUUGGAUACCGUAUUGUAGACACCUGCAGCUCGAUAAAAAAACUACGGAACGAUAUAGUUACUAUGCUAACCACAAAAAACAUACCGGCAAUUGUAGGACCAGCCACUUCCGAUGAAGCUAUACUAGCCUCGAUCUCAGUAGGAGUCUUUUCCAUGGCGGUACUCAGCUACUCGGCGACCUCAAUUGAACUGGCUGACAGGGAGAAGUAUCAUAACUUUUUUCGUACAGUCCCGUCCGAUUAUGCCCAAACGCAUGCUUUAUUGGGCAUUUUGAAGCACUACAAUUGGACAUAUGUUUCAACUGUGAAUUCUGAUGGGAAUUAUGGUCAACGCGGGAUGGAUAUGUUAAUCAGCAUGUUCGAGUCUGCGGGAAUCUGCGUUUCCUCAAGAAACAGCUUGCCUGCAAAAGCAAAACGAGAAAACUAUUUAUCUGUGAUCAAGAAUUUGAACAAAGACAUUAAUGCCAGAACCAUUGUUCUAUUUACAACCGCGGAAGAUACCAACGGGCUGUUGAAAGCAACAGGAACACAAAGCAGGUUUACGUGGCUAUCUAGCUCUGCCUGGACGGCUGAUAUGGAGACUAUCAGAAAUGCAAGAGAGGCUGCAAAAGGUGCAAUCAUUCUGAACUAUGCAGAAAUCAAUAAUGAGGAUUUUUUCAAUUAUUUUAAGAGUCUUAACCAAAACAAUACGAAGUAUAGGUGGUUCGAAGAGUUUUGGAAUAAGACUUUCGAUUGCCAAACGCAAAAUUGCACAGGAAAUGAAGAUCUAACAGCAAGCGUCUUCUUUGGAAAAUAUGCAGCUGCGGGGGCGGUGAUCGACGCUGUGAAAACAUACGGAGCAGCCCUCGAAUGCGCCUUGAGAGAAUACUGCCUCCGGUACAAUGUAACAGCUGCUACUUGUGUGGAAAGGCAUUGGUUGUAUUUCAGGGGGAAAACACUGGCUGUGUUGCAAGGUGAUCCAAGGUGCAAAUAUAUCUUCAACAACUCGGUAUCUUUUGAUAAAUAUGGAAGCUAUAAUCGAGAUAUUCAACUCAUAAAUUUUGAUGGGAAAGACUAUCACACUGUCGGCUAUUGGAAAAAUCAAGGCAGCGAACUGAAUAUUGAUGACAGAAAAAUCAUAUGGUACGAUGGUGGCAGAGAUCCUCCAGAGUCCAUUUGCUCAAGGCCAUGCAAAGCAGGGUACAGGAAAGUACAAAGUAAGACCAAAGAAUGCUGUUUUACAUGUCAUGCUUGCAACGGCGAUGAGAUUCUUGUCAACAACACAUGCAUCAAAUGUGCGAAAUUCCAGCUCCCUAACCAAAACGUAACAACCUGCACCAAACUUGCCAAGCUGCGAGUGAAACUCUCUAAUCAUCUGAGCAUAAUUGUAGUCGCAGAAUCUACCGUUGGAAUCAUUUUAAACACUUUCGUUUUGUUUCUAUUUAUUAAAUACAGAGAGUCAAAAGUGGUCAAAUCGUCAAGUAGAGAACUGUCAUUUUUCAUGCUUGCUGGACUCUACCUCUGUUUCAUAUCGCCAUGUACUUUCCUGCUGCAGCCAACAUUGGUUCGUUGUGGACUUCGACGAUUUAUUUUUGGCCUAAGUCUGACGGCAUGCUACACGCCUCUCAUGCUGAAAACCAACCGAAUUUACAGAAUAUUCAAAGCUGCGCGGAACAUGGGUUCCAUGCCUUAUUUGGUCAGUGCAGCAUCACAGAUCUGGAUAUGCUUUGGGUUGUUGGCAAUUCAACUGCUCUUGUCAGUAAUGUGGGUUGUAGGUGAUCCCCCUGUAGUCAAUCACGUGCUAGUCUCAGAGUACAAAAUGGUGGCUGAUUUGUGUGGCGCAGAUAUAUUCACGAUUGCUAUCAACCUCGUUCCAUGUUUUUGUAUGUUGGCAGUGAGCACUGUAUACGCCUUCAAAUCGCGCAAGUUUCCAAAGAAUUACAACGAAGCUUUCAAUAUCGGUGUCACGAUGUAUGUCAGCUGUGUUUUAUGGGCCAUCUUUAUCCCCGCACUUCUUAUUGUAAGGAUAGACAGCAAAAAUCCAUUUGGCACAACAUUCGUGAUAGCUAAUUUUAGCAACGUUAUCGGGCUUGUGUCCCUUGCUGGCUUGUUUGGUCCAAAAACAAAACGUCUCCUCCAGAGUGGUAAGCAGGAAGAUGCAAGUAUAAUGUUUACAAAUGGUGACAAAAGUGUGGAUGGCAUUGUGGCCGUGGAAUUUAAAGCCAAUCCAGGUUUCGAGGAGGAUGCAGAAUUAGCAAAGAAAUACCCAGAAAAUGGAGUGAAAAUGAACCGAGUCAAUAUAAGUCAUAGAAAGUCAUUUUAAUGUCAGUCUUUGAUCGUGACGAAGAGGGCAUUCAGCUACGUCUUAGGUUUGUCAGAUAAUGCAACCAUGAUAACUUUGAAUCUGUAACUCGUUUAGUUCAUGUUUACGCAGAGAAUUCUCUCAGUUUGGAGAAAGGAAAGUCGAAUUUUUCUUAUUUAGUAUUUAAGGGUUUGAGGAGAAAUUAUAGCUCUUGUAGUUCAUUAAGUACUCACAGGUAUGGCAUUGAUGAAAAUACAUUGUGGCCUAAUUAUUUAUGGCCUAAUCGAUCGUUUUGAUUCAGAUGGCUUAGAUUUAUUGAGAAAAUUGAACAUUUUAUGAAUGUUAUAUCAAUCAUCACUAAUGGAAAUGACUGCUACCCGUGUAUCUCAUAGUUUUUGCGCCGUUAAGCCAAACUGUACUACCUUUCGAUGUGUACAUUCUAUGUAGAUCUCGUUUCAUACACCAAUGUUUAAACAGUUUUAAAAAAAGUUUUAUUACAAACACUUGAUAACUUUAAUCAUUUUUGUAGAUACACUUCAUCCUAACAAUUGACACAAAGCAAAUUCAAUUAAAGUAUUUUGCACUGAUGUUUGAGCUGAACUACGGCACACAGCGACCAAAAAACCAAAAAAAUUCACAUUUUAAACAUUUAAUUUGUACCAGUGACACCCGCACGAAAAAAAGCCAAACAACAGAUAAUUUUCUUUAUAAUAAAUCUUUUAUUUGCUGUCAAUGUUUUAACAAAUGUCAUUUUCGCGACAAAAUGACGCCACUUAUCGUGCACCAAGUUACUAGUUACGAAGUUCAAAAAAUUACUAUUAUUCAUUGGGUCAGACAUUAAUAUUCGAGAAGCAAAGAAAACAAUUACGAUUAUGACUGAAUUUUUUACCUUGUCCAAUCUAGCAAAAGUUGCAGUGAAACAGCGCUUGAAUUUUAUUGAAAUUUGGAAGCAUUGGAAAACACGAUCGGAAGCAAUUAUCGAUACGAGAAGAUUUUGAUAAACAUAUUUAACCAACUAUAGUCCCAAUGAGCAUUUGUUUUAUGACUUCAAGAGCAUUCUUAUGAAAAAUCUAUAAACUUACAAAUAUUUAUACCAUUAUAAGCUUUUAAAUUCUUUAAAGCUUUUCCAGCGACUCUAGAAUGAGAUGAAACAUAAUAUUUUCGUAUCUUUAUAUUAAAAAUAAAGAAAAAGCCUUAAUAACCAACGGAUUGAAUGAAAAAUAAAACAAAUAGUAUAAAAUAACGCUGAAUAAGACAAUAUGUAACGCAUGCGAUGGAAGAGACGCAUCCUACGUUAAGAACGAUCUGUACACUACAUACACUAAAAGACUAGCGAUUGAAUUUAAAUGCAAGAAUUUCGAUAGAACUUGCAAAGCAUCAAGUUGUUACGGAUUGUCCAAGUCAGAGACAAAAUACGUAGACGAAAAAAUAAUUUCACGUUGGCCCAGACAAAAUGGCCUAAAUUGUCGUAGGCCCAAGAUACCAAAAAUGGU
This is a messenger RNA of Rhopilema esculentum, 4565 nucleotides long. RefSeq names its product metabotropic glutamate receptor 8. Gene Ontology annotation, cellular component: membrane. NCBI's taxonomy places the organism in Eukaryota, Metazoa, Cnidaria, Scyphozoa, Rhizostomeae, Rhizostomatidae. Gene Ontology annotation, biological process: G protein-coupled receptor signaling pathway. The record is from RefSeq and is a predicted model, not a curated record. Gene Ontology annotation, molecular function: G protein-coupled receptor activity.